AUGUGGUCUAACUUUUUCAUGCAGCAGGAAGAGGAUACACGAUUGGGUGGGCAUGUGGGAAUAGGGGCAGGGGCUGGGGCCAGGGGAGGGGGUGGGCGCAGUAAAAACAGACCCAGGCCCUCACACAUGAGUGACAGCCAGGAGGGCAAGAUCAAGAUGGCAUUUUUUGUGGCAAUUGUGGGUGUGACUCUGACUGUACUGGGCCUGGGCACAGAGUUCUGGGUGGAGCUGGCACAGCCCAAACACUUCCAAAACAACCAGUCAUGUCAGAUGGUGCACUAUGGCCUAUGGAAGGCCUGCACGCGCACACUCUGGGUGUCUGACAUUGACCCAGAGAGAGAGAGUUGCGGCCCGGCAGAGCUGCCUGGAGAAUCUAACUGCACAUACUUUAAGUUCUACACUUCGGGAGAAAAUGCAGUCAUUUUUCAGAAAACAUCAGAUAUAAAUUUGAGUCUGGCAUCAGCGAUGUUGGCACUGUUCAGUUUGUUUCUAAUGGUGAUGGGCUCUGUGUGUAUUAUCAUGUCUCUCUCAAAGAAUGUACCCUUCCUCCUCAAGCCUGCUUCUGUCUGCUUUCUCAUCUCAGGCAUCCUGAUCCUGCUGUCCAUCAUAGUUUUCCACCAGUCAGUACUGGCAUUGCUGGCGAGUGAUCACAGUGUCCCUCUACACUAUGAGCUGUCCUGGUCAGUGGCAUGUGUAGGCUCGGCCGGGGCCAUCCUACUUGUUGGCGGCAUUCUCUUCCUGUUGCUUUCUUUACCCUUCAAUCCUUUCAAGAAAUGUAUACUACAUCAAAAUGGCAGUGACUAGCAGACUGGACUUUUUUUUAAACUUAAAGAUAUUAAUAAGCUGACAGAAUUAAAGACUGAUAGGUUGCAAAGACUGGCAACGACAACUGAUUGACACCAGAUUUUAGAAAAUGCUGAAUUAAGCACUUAAUGCCCACUUUCUUGGGUAAGCUACCGUAUAUGAAGAAUAAAGCUUGGGUUGUUUGAUUUUUAUUAGAUAAAAAGACACUAGUCAGCUGUUACUGUUAAGGGACAUAGUUUUCAAAAGCUGCAUUCACGAUGUCCAAGAACUCCACUCUGAACGUUUUUCUUACCUCAAAAUCUU
This is a messenger RNA of Neoarius graeffei (lesser salmon catfish), 1107 nucleotides long. It is a transcript of the gene cacng6b, whose product is annotated as calcium channel, voltage-dependent, gamma subunit 6b. Lineage: Eukaryota; Metazoa; Chordata; Actinopteri; Siluriformes; Ariidae. The record is from RefSeq and is a predicted model, not a curated record. Gene Ontology annotation, molecular function: calcium channel regulator activity. Gene Ontology annotation, biological process: regulation of calcium ion transmembrane transport via high voltage-gated calcium channel. Bases 1 to 804 code for a protein of 267 amino acids. Gene Ontology annotation, cellular component: L-type voltage-gated calcium channel complex; membrane. The transcript has 4 exons.